CUUCCCUCUUCCUCCCUUCACUCCUUCCCGCCCGCCACCGGCACCGCCGCCGCCACCGGGGUGGGGCCCGCGCCCGCUGCCCCCCGCGCCGCCCGGCCCCCGCUGCCGGCCGCGGGCUGAGCGCGUCUCCCGGGGGCGCGGCCCCGUCCCUCCGCGGCGGAGGCUCCAUGGUGCCCGCCGCCCCCCGCCGCCCCGCAGCAACAGGCAGGACGAGGAGGAAGCGGCCCCCGGGGGUCCGCACCGCCCCGCCGCCGGCCUGAGCGGCGCCGCCGCCGCAGCGGGAGCGACCGAGCGGGCGGGGGGCGCCCGCGGGCCGCCGGCGAUGGCGAACCAGCUGGUGAUCCUGAACGUCUACGACAUGUAUUGGAUGAAUGAAUAUACUUCUUCCCUUGGAAUUGGAGUGUUUCAUUCAGGUAUAGAAGUGUAUGGCCGAGAAUUUGCCUAUGGUGGUCAUCCAUACCCUUUUUCUGGAAUAUUUGAGAUUUCACCAGGAAAUGCUUCUGAGCUAGGAGAAACAUUUAAAUUUAAAGAGGCUGUGGUUCUAGGCAGUACUGACUUUAUGGAAGAUGAUAUAGAAAAAAUAGUAGAAGAGCUUGGAAAGGAAUUCAAAGGAAAUGCUUAUCACCUAAUGCACAAAAACUGCAAUCACUUUUCUUCAGCUUUAUCUGAGGGGCAGAGAGACUCAUCACAGUAUUGCCCUGCGUGUGGUGUGAAAGCGGUUUCGGAGAAGUUGCAGGUACCCCAAGACAGCCUGCACCACCUGCCCUGUGCCACUGACAGUCUGUGCAGCCCCAAACCCCAGCCAGGGGAGCAGGAGGAGGAGGAGGUGGAGAAGGAAGGAGCAGAAAUUUCAGAUCACUUUAGCUCCUUACUGGUGGGUACAGCUCACACCAGCACAAGAGGCAGCGCUGUUGCCAUCUCUGGGGGCAGAAAUUUAUUUUUUGCCCUGCAAAGUCCAGCCCAGCAUUAAGCCAGCAAAUGCACCAGCCGUGUGUUGAGCAUGUGGUGAGAUAACCAAGAGGCUGCAAGGAGACUGUGCUGCAGCAGCUUGAGUGCAAAUAGUAAAGGCAGCAACAGUGGCUUAGAGACAAGUGCAGCCACUGUGAGUCUGCCUGUCCCUCUUACCCAGGUACUGAGCAGGGCACUCUUUAUUCAGUGUUUGCUUUCAUACACCGAGUGGUCAAACAUCAGACUUGUUGGAUAGGCCUACUCUUACAUAAGUUGCUCUCAGAAAUACAUGUAUUAUUCAAUAAACCAAGGUCAUGGCUCGCUGAAAAGCUCUGUAGCAACAAAGCAAGCCAAUCUUUGAUGGAAUAAUUGGCACAAAAGCAUGCAGAACUUAAAAAGCUUAACUCUCCCUCCAUGUUAUUAAUUACUCAACUGAGUUUCAUUUGGAAGGAGUCCAUGAAAGUAUAAGGAGGUAUUUAACCUAACAAGAGAAACUCUACAGCCCAGGUUAGGCAGUGUGGUGGAGGCCUGUGGUCGAUGAUCAGGAGCGGUGGUGUGAAGUUCAGCUGUGCCCACCACAGCAGUGACUCACAUCUCCCAUGGAAGGAGGCAGGACAGAUGGGUACAGCCCUGUGCCUGUUCAGCUUAGUGCAGUGCUUGCACCUGCAGGUAAUACCUUCAGCAGAAAACAGCCUUGAAUAAUAAUCAGGCAAUCACAAAGGAUAUCUGGAAGCAGAUGCCAGUAGGGUGGAAUUAAUUUCUAGCGUGAAUUUUGAUGUUUCUAGAAGUUGAUCCAACAUUUUACAAAAAUGUUGUCAAUAACACAAAUGCUGAAGGCAGCCAAAUCAGACAUCAAACUUUAUUUUUUAAGUCCUGCAAAUGACAGUUGAUCAUAGCACUAAAGCACAAGUGCUUGUAGUUGAAAAGUUCAUUGGUGGAGUGAGAGCUACAUGAUCCUGGUAUCUUCCUGUGAAUAUUUUUCUGCAUCUCUGCUGCAAAAUCCACUCAAAAUGACUAUACCAGGUUACCCGUGACCCAGUUUAUGGGGAGACUCCCUCAGCAAGGGUCUACAAAACUUGAGGAUAUAAAACUAGAAAUCCUGGGAGCAAUGCAUAGUCUGUUGUGCAGUGUUUCAUCUCCUUAUGCAAUGUUAAAGUGCAUCUACGCAGGCCUGAGGAGUAUAAACACUAAUCACUGAAGUCAUAAAGAACUUUACAGUACAACUAACAAGCAAUUAGAUACCUCUUAAUUUAGAAGCAGAACUUGAUGGUCUGUAAUCCAUCAAAGGAGGAACAAAGCCCCACAGAAGACAGAUCUGGUGUUUUAUGGGAGAACUGUGUAGCUCACAAAUGCCUGUAAGCACAGCGUUGAAGACACACAGCAUGAUCAGACACACGAUUUGCCAAAGACCUGCUUUUACAUCUAAGUUUAGCUGAUCAAUAAAGUGUUUAAAAGAACAUAAGGGUCACUCCAUGGAAGAGGACAGCAAAAGAAUAAUGCAUUAUGUGAUAUUUAUAUAUAAAUAUAUAUAUAUAUGUAUAUAUAUAAAAGGUGGUGAUUAAAUGUACAGAGAGGGGAGCUUGGGCUCUUUGGACUCAAACUGCUGGACAGGCAGGGCAUGAUUCAGUUACCUACCCCCUGGCAUUGGCUGCCUCUUGAUUUAGUACAUAAGGUGUUUUCCCAGCUGAUUUAAAUCUCUCAUGGGAGUAACAAAACACUCGUACCUGAGAGGAGCUUGUUUGGCAUGGAUGGAGUUUUCAGGAUUGAGUAAAUUUGCCAUCAUGUAGCCUUUCCCAGAUUUGCUUCAGAACCUUCCUCCCAGCUCAUGUCAGAAAAGGCUCAGAUGUUUCUUGGAGCCUUGCCAGAGAGAGUAGAGGCUGAUGUGGGGGAAUCAGCUUUCCAGCCUACUGCUUUUCUUCCUGGAUGAGCAAUUUAUCUCAAAGCACUCCACCUCCUCUGAACACCUCUCACCCAGGCGGGCAGCAUUCCCUGACAGAACAGCUCAGUAUUUUUCCUGAUGAGUUUGCAAAGUGCUUGGCUUUGCACUCCAGCUGGUCCAGCCAUGGCUUAGCACUCAGGAGCUUCAAGGAAAAGCACAGAGCCAUGGUGCUGCCUAAGUGGUCGGGGCCAGAACAGAGUCAGGAGAUGGGUCCCAUAGGUGCCGCAAAGCAACCAGAGGAGCCAGGUUCCGUAUCCGACUCAGGCUAAGGAGGAAGCUUGGUCAGAAGAUAAGGAGAUGUUCAAAAAACAAGGCAAGAGCCUGGACAGAAGAGAGGAAUUCAAGGAAACUGUAGAAGAAAGACUGUCUGUCUUGUAAGAACCCAGCGAGUAAAGGAUAGAUUUGUUUUCAAAAUCUUUAUUCUAUCUUACAAUGUUAUUUAGAGAGUUGUGUUGUCAGUUCCAACUCCUUUUCUGUUCCAACAAAACAGCCUUGGACAGCAGUGUGAUAAAAGGUGGAGAACAGCAGCACACAGUUCAGCUCAGUACCUUGUGUGACUCACCCAGCCCAGCAGAAACAGCAACCCUGCCAGCUCAGGGAUGCCAGUCCAUACCUCCCUCUGCUCUCAAUGCCUCAGGCUGCCCCUGAGACAGCCAAACUCUCAGAUCCGGGAAUGAGUGCUCACACCUGACUCCCAGAUUGUUCAACCGGUCCCUUUUUAUUCAGGCAAACACAUCAACUUUCAAACCAGUCUAGAAUUUGCUUGACCCACAGUAGUGACACAAGUGGAGACUGUAAGUUUCAAAGUUAGUUCCCAGUGUCCCUUUCCCACAGCAGCACACAAAGUACGGGAAAAUCACCCAACAGCCCUGUGCAAAUUGUUAUCUGAGAAUCUGACAAAUGCAAUUAGAUCACACAGUGAUAACUGAACUCUGUCUCAGAUCACAACAGAGGGGCCUUCUGAUAGUGUCACUGAACAUUUCCUCUGUAGCUUUGUCUUGCAAACCAAGGUGUUCCUUCAGCCCUGCGGGACUGCCCGUGCCACUGCUGUGCCACAGCACUGAGACAGCAUCCUCAGCACUGGGAGAAGAAAGCAUGGCUGGCAGAUACACACCCAGAACUGCUGCAGGUGAAUCCAGCAAAUGACAUGUACGAAAUCUCUGUAUCCUGAUGUGUGUUAAAACAGCACAGGUUUUUGGCUGUUUUUUUGUUUUAACAGACUCAUGUAUUUGGUUUCUCUGUCUGAGGGCAAUAUGUAUGUGAGACCUUCACUUCCAGGAGCUAGCAGAAUUUUCCCCCAGAUGGAAGUUCCUUGGUCAGUAACUGGGGCAGAGACAGAAAGGUAUUAAUCAUGCAGGAGCAGGAGGAAGUUUCCUUGCUGAGAAGAUUCCUUCAAACCCUUCAGCGCAGAAGCCACCAGCUUCACCUCUGACCUUCACCUCUCUAACCUUUAUCAAAUUUUCCAUCUGUGACUGUGGCUUACACAACCAUUUUCAAGUUUCUCUACAACUUGUCUUUUCCCCAAGAAUUAUACUAACAAACUUAAUAAAUUUGAAAUUAUCAGUAGGCUUUAAGACUUUGGGAGGUUAGUGUUUUGCUAAAAUAUCAGUGAAUGUGUGUUAAAAGGGAUUCUAGAGACUUUUUAGAAACUUAGCUGGUUUAAUUAUGAAAAAAUUACGUUUAACCAACACUUACAUAAAUCUGCAGACUCUGGACUACUUGUAUCUGACAGAGCUUUACAAAUAAGCUACAAUCAAUUCACAUGACAUUCUUUGUAACUACAAUUUGAAAUUGUCUAAGAAUAUGAAAUUAACUGAAAAAGCAGCCUUUUGUGGAUAAUACUAAAAAAAAAAAAAAUUAGCACUUUCCUUAGCUGAAGUCUGCACGAUUUUGUCAAUUAUCUAUCUGAGCUCUGGCUGUGAAAUCAGUCGCUUAAAAGCCCUGUGACAGGUGACAGGUUGUUCUUAGCAGACACACCCCUAAUUACUAAGGAGCUGAUGGUUUCUGAGGCUUAAAUAAAAACAAGUGCUUAAAUUCUCCUCCUCUGAAUGUACAGCAGUUCUGCAUUUUCUUGGAGAAAGACCUAAUAAAUGAAAUGGCGAGGGGUUUGGGGACCAUUUCAUGAUUUAUCUUAAAAAUAAGAGCAUAAUGCCUGAGAUUCUUCUUAGUGAAUGCCCUUUUGCCACAACUUGUCUGAGCAGAUAAUUAUGUCAGUUAUAGAUAAGAUUUUAAAGAGAUCUCUAAUAUGUUCAAAAUCUGAGACUUGCCUGUAGUUAAGUUGGGAAAAAAACCCAGAACUCUGAACAGCAUUAGUUUUUUAGUGUUCAUGAUGAGCAUUUGAAAGAGAUGGGGGAUUUAAGACAAACUGCUGUAUUGCAAUGAUCAUCUUGAGUGAUGAGUUUAAAGGCAAACAAAUGUAAAAAGGAAACCAUAAACUAGGGGAAUGCACUUACUGCUCCCAAGUACAAGAAUGAGAUGAGAAUCAGGAGGAAGCAACACCAUUAUUCAGAAUUAUACUGUCAGGAGCCCGUGUUAGUGCUCUGAAGGACCAUUCAUCACAAUAAGCCCUCCUUUCUCUUCCUCACCUGAGAAGUGGCCCCUUUCUGAAGCACGGGAUUUGGUGAUGGUUGUUGUUGAAUAUUUCUGCCAACAGAGACUUUCCCAGGACUGGAAGAACAACUCACCAGCCACCUCUGGCUGCUGUUAGCCUAAUUUAGCUUGAGCAGACGAGAAAAACCAAUCUAUCAGACAUCAAUUAUGUAAGAAUUUUAAAUAGUUUGUAAGUGAGGCAAUUAAGCACGUGUUUAGCUUCUGCUCUUGUUCCUGCAGAGGUACUGGGAAGGCACAAGUCAGACAUGCUGGGAAAAUAGAACUAUCAGCAUGGGAAAAUGUAUGGGAAAAUAAACCCACGAGUAUGAAGGAAAAAACCCUUCUGUAUAAUUCAGUGGCCCCUGAACAGAUGCCUGUGCUCAGGAAGUCUGGUCUGAAACUCAAUUUAGGGAGGAGGUAGUUGUCACACUGGUGAGGGCAGCAGCACUGGGCCUUACCCUAGGGAGACUCCAGAAGGCUUCCCCAGCAGCACCGCUUGGCACACGGAGGGGAAUGGCAACAGUUGAGUGCAGAGAGUGCACACAGACCCCCCCAUGUCCAUCUGGGAGCAGUUUCCCCAGCAACUCAAAGAGCUCCAGUUGUCCUGCUGCUUUCCAAAACCUCAGAGCUCAGCUUCUGCACUGCACAUGCUGUCCCGCUCCACCAAAUUCUGAUGGCUGUCUUGCAUCAGGUGCUCUCUCCAGUUAAUGAUUUUAGCCCAGCUCCCGAUGCUUUAGGCAGGAAACCAGGAUCCUCCAAAAUCAAAAUGUGACAGAAGGUUGUAGCCCUCGGUAGCCAGCCACCAACAGACUGACUCAGCCUUCAGCCAGGUCACAGUGAGGCAUCAGGAAAAGACCUGAAAACACCAAGCAACAAGAUAUGAGGUAUUUUUAAUCUCUGCUGCUUCUCAGAAAGCAGCAGAAACCAUACCAGGUAGAGAAAUAUUUAUGUGCUAAAUUAACACUCUCAGUGUGCAAGACAUGAAGUCAUUCUGUUAGCGUUCAGGAACACAUAAUCACGAGAAAUUAUUAUAUGCAGGUGCUUUUAUUGAAGAGCUCUGGGUGUCAGGGGUACAAACCCAAAUCUGACUCCGACAUAAGUUUGGGAUGAACAUGUUUUAUAUUCUACUGUUAUAUAACUUUCAUGUUAAUUAUUAAACUUACAUUGUUCUAUAGUAUACACAGAUUUCAGCCAAGCAUGGCCACCUUAGACUAGGAACAUACAGCUUCUCAUUGUUCUUCUUUAUGAUUAUACAAUAAUUAUUUUAAUUACUAAACAAUUAUCACAUCUAGCAAUUAUACUACUUACGCAGGUAAAACACAAGGCUUAACAUUUCAGAGUUUUAUCUUAGCAUUUUUCCAAGGCCCCACUAUCAAUUCCUGUCACGAACAAGAAAAACCUUGAAUUCUUGCCAGGGAAUCUGGACACCACAGCAGGACACCUAAGGUGCUUGCAAAUCUGGAACAACUGUUUGGAAAUAAUAUGUUGUGUUUGACUUUGAACUCUCAAAUCUCAUCCUUGCAGACUGCCUGUUUCUCGUGAGAUCCUUCUGAAACCAUGUGCAAUUUUUUUCCUUUACCCCUUGCCAAAGGUGUGUUAUUUUGUGUAGGAGAUCCUGCCCUAGCAGACUGAAACCAGCCUUUGUAGCAUGACGAAACAACACACACUGACUUCUCUGAAUCUCUCCAUGUAUUUUGGAUGGCAGCUGUCUCAGGAAUAUACUGUAACUUCCAGUGGAACAAAACACCUUACAUGUGGCAGGGUACUGGCAGAGAGUCAUGUCACCAGACAAUGUGGGGUGGGGAUAAGCCAAUGAAAUAUACUUUAAACUUGAUUACAAAACUAAAAUAAAACUCACAAACUCCUUGCCCCCCCUCACCCACUAAAGGGUAAAAACAAAAGGAAAAAAACCUCAACAAGAUACAAGAAGAUCUACCUGAUACCUCAUAAUUUUUUGACGCAUGGCAUGGCUUCUGAACAUCCUCUCCAGCUGUCUGGUUUGAGUGUCUACUUUGAUACGCUCUGCUCCUUGAAUGUGACUCCCCUCUCCCUGAAUGCUGCUAAUUACCCAUCCACUAGAACGGCACACUGCAUGCAAAAACACAUCACCAAAGUGGCUGCUGGCACACCAUCUCUUUUCUCUAGCCUUCAGUGAUAUCACUGUCUGUGUUGUAUCACUUUCCCUUCUCCGGGCUUUAGCCUAAUCUUGGCAGAAAUGCAAGAGCACCAGUGAGUCAUGCAAAAAUUUAAUUUAUCUAGUAUUGGAUAUAUAGGGAAAAGUGUAAGGACAGAGGAAGCACACCAUGAUAACUCCUCAGAAUACCCUUGCAGCUUCCAGUGACUUGUGCUGAGGGAAUUCUUACGUCUGAGAGGGUGCCUGAGCAUUAAAUAAGCUUCAGUAUACUUUUUCCCCUAUGAAUUUUCUAAUUUUGUUGUGCUAUUUAAACAGCUUAUUUCUAAAUAAAUUUCAUACUCAUGCAA
Molecule: messenger RNA, 7957 nt
Organism: Haemorhous mexicanus (house finch)
Lineage: Eukaryota; Metazoa; Chordata; Aves; Passeriformes; Fringillidae
Gene: DESI2
Product: desumoylating isopeptidase 2
Exons: 5
Coding region: 323-970 (215 amino acids)
Biological process (GO): protein deubiquitination
Molecular function (GO): deubiquitinase activity
Source: RefSeq, a predicted model, not a curated record